AUGCCGAUAACAAAAUCUAUGGUGCAAAAGGCCAAGCGUGAUCGGGCUGCGGCCGAUGCUCAAGCUGCAGCGCAGAUAACAAAGCCUUCGAGAAAGCGUCAGCGUGAAGCAUACAAUGCCGUUGAACGCGAAGAAAAGGGGCCUUUUCAGACUCUAAUCAGAGAGACGAGAUCCCAGACUAGGAAGCGUCGAGCCCAAGAGUCCGGGGUUGGGUCAAGUAGACAGGCGACUCCUCCAAAGCGUCAACAACUAGGCCAAGGAUCAAAGGCAAGCAGAAGACGAACCGCUCCUCGUUCUUCAGGUCCCGCUAGCAGGACUAAGGGCUCACUGUCUUAUGCCGAGCCAGAUCCAAGGCAGUCAGCGCCGUCCACUUCUUUGCAGGCCGUCAGAUCUACGACUCAUAAUCAUGGGGAAAGUAUCCGGACGGUGUUCCCCGAGAAGCCGGCGCCAAGUGACAAAAGUAAUAAUGCAACAUCGAGGGGGGAUCAGAAACAAAAGGAUAAUUGCAAUCCUUCGGUAUAUCCUGCACAUCAUGACGAGAACCAGUCUCGAGUCCUAGCUGGCCAGACGAUUUCGGCAAUGACUAGCCAGCAGCCUGUGGAGGAUCGCUUCGACAUCUCUGCAGCAACUUCACAGAUAGUCAGCCUAUUCCCACAGUUUUAUGGGCAGGGUGUCCCCACGGCAUCAUCCUUCGGGCUUUCAGUUACCAGACCCUCAACCCCCAUUUUGACAGGAUGCGGAACUGAGACUAAUAAUGCUACUACAAGCGAGAUGGCUGAAAGCAGUAAAUACGGACCUGAUUCUGAAUCCGAGUCAACUGAACCCACUCUUAUCCAACGGAGUGCGGUUUCUGAGGCUACUAAUACCCAGCUAGGCGCUGCUUCUGAUACCACAGUAACGCCCGCAGCCUACUGUCGCAGGAGGAAGACCACUUGGAAAGACCGAGCGAGACUUCGAAAAGAAGCCCAGAAGAAAGCCAAGGAUGAACUCAAGGCCAAUAGAGGAUACGGAGUGGGCACAAAGACGACCGCGUUUCUUCACUGGAUACCAAUUCCGAGCGAUCGCAGCUACCUCCAAAAGAUAGAAUCAGCCCUCUGGCGCCGGAAUUCGAUGAAGGGUGAGAGGGGUAAAGGGAGAGGCUACCGCGAUGCCUGGUGGUGGCAUUUCGCGAACCAUUACAAAAUUCAGGCCGAGAAUGUGUCAUGCGAGCUAGACUACAGCGAGCUGAUGCGUGCCAGCGCUGAAGCUUCGGAAUUCAGUAACAAGCCAGGCCUAAUGGAUAUGGGAGUGCCUACGUGCGAUCGGUGUUUUUUUAUGGGUAGAGCAUGCAGAACUGACCAAAUCAAUGCGUGCAUAAACUGCGUCAAGGCUUUUCAGCCAUGCACCAUGACGGAGAGAAAGCAUCCUUUCACCAGAAGACAGUUUACCGGACAACGGUGGAUCAACCAUGGCUAUGACAUCAAUUUCAACAUCAUUAAGAAGCGGACUGAUGACCCUCAUAAGCUCUUCUGCAACUGGGAAGACGUACCCCUGCCGCCUCCGCCCAGGGCUGGAGAGCUAGUUUACCUCAGGGGAAGGAGUCUCGAACGACCGGAUCCUGAUCAACCGAAAGCUGAGCCCUGCCUUCCCUUCGAUAGGGCAUACCAGGUGCCGGACAGGAUCUACGAAAAGUACAAUUUGCACGAAAUAGACUGGCCAUGGCCUCUACCGGACCCCUUCCCUGAAGGAGAUGAGGAACCCACCGGUGAGACGCCGGAAGAACGUCAAAGACGACUUGCAACAAAGGCUGAAGUGGAAGAGAAGAGGGUCAGAUAUAAUAUGCGGCAAGAGGAGCGGCGCCAGAGGACUGGAAACGAGCAACUGCCUGGAACGCGCGAAAAGAGAGUUUACAGCAUAGAAUGGCAGAAGGCCCGGCAGAAACAAAUGAUGGCUGACUAUCACCAGCGAACCAGGCACAUGAAGGAAUCAAAACGAUACACUCGGGGAAGGUCCCGAACACAGUCGCGGGCUACAGCAUCGAUGGCAGAGACACGGCCUGAUAAACAGCUAGAACAACAGGUGGAAGAGCAACUACAGAAUGAACUCGAGCAACAAACAGAGCAUCUACCACAGAACGCACAGCAACAAACAGAUCAACGGCCUCCGCAAAGCCGGAUGGAGGUAGCAGUUCAGCAUGAAAUUAACAUUGAAAUGGCAGACGCGAUUAGCCAGGUCCAGGCGACAACCAAUCAAGCAACCGAGCGCUCAAUAAUGGCUCAGCCGAACAGCGCAAUGUCGUCUCACUACAGCAUCCCGAUUGACCCGACCCUCGAGAAGAUGCAGUUCUAUAACUCUCUCCAUCCUGGUCAGUUCCAAACCAACACCAGAUGCAGAUCAGGCUUUCAAACAACCACCUAUGAGAGGGCUCAAGCCCUGGGAAACACUAGAAGACAACGCCUGGAUCAAGGGGGUCGGGAGAAAAGAGGCCAAACCAAGAUGUUCGGUUGCGGAGAGCAAGAGAGAAGCGCCGCUACGAAUGAAUAUGAAGCCACAAACGAGCGCACUGUUCAAGCCAUUCAACCUGAUCCCAACCCCGUCGCUGGAUAUGGGUAUCAAGUCUUACAGCGAGCCUCUGGGGCUAACAAACCCCCCGCAGCCUCGACUUCAAGAAUUACACCCUUCACGGCGCAGGCCUCAUGGGACAACCCAUAUCUCGACCCGCCCGCCAAAGACACCGACGCAUUCGGCUAUUACGCGAUUGCGCGAGUGGAAGCAGCCCCUGAGAACCUCUUUGGAUACCCUGUUAUUCCGGUGUCGAAUGAUUCCAUCCAUCGUCCUCCCAAAGAGGCGCAAAAUGAGUGGCAUAUUUCAGACCCUAAGGCAGAUACAGAGUCACCAACCCCAGCUCCUGCUUACCCGACUUUCACCAUCCGAAAUACUCAGCAACACAAUAAAGAACACAAUGAUGGCAGCUCAGACGACGCCAAAAUGGGCGGCUUCUAA
Aspergillus nidulans FGSC A4 is the source of this 2982-nucleotide messenger RNA. RefSeq lists its product as uncharacterized. Lineage: Eukaryota; Fungi; Ascomycota; Eurotiomycetes; Eurotiales; Aspergillaceae. The transcript is spliced from 4 exons. Bases 1 to 2982 code for a protein of 993 amino acids. The record is from RefSeq and is a predicted model, not a curated record.